GGCGCUAGGGCGGCCGAUAAGGCUGUUGCCAUGGUGAUGAAGGAGCUUCCGAGGGAGGAGUCCGCGGAAGAAAAGCCCCUCCUUACUGUGACAUCACAGCUGGUGAAUGAGCAACAAGAAAGCAGACCCCUUCUGAGCCCUUCCAUUGAUGACUUUCUCUGUGAAACGAAACCAGAAGCUGUUGCAAGGCCUGUAACAUCAAAUACAGCAGUGUUAUCAACAGCUUUGGAUCUCUUGGAUCUUAGUGAACCUGUCUUACAAACCCAAAACAAAGCAAAGAAAUCAGAGAAUGCAUCAAGAGGUGAAGGCUUAAAAGCUUCAACCCACAGAAAGAAGACAGACAAUUCUGACCUUAUCAGUGUGGAUACUGAGCAGAAAGUCCAGACUGUUAGAGUUUCAGACAAGUCUUCACUAGAUUUAGUUCAUAUUCAGACACAGCUAGAGAAAUGGGAUGAGGUGAAUUUUCAUGGAGACAGGAGCAGCAAGGGCCACCCAUCUACAGAGCGAACAUCAUCAUCCAGAGCUCCAUCAAAAGAGCUUUUAUGGUCCACAGAAAACAGAUCACAGUCUGAGCUGGCUAAUGUCAAGAGUGCCUUGGAUUCUGAUUCAACAUCAGAUUUAGAACUAGCACCUGCACCACAGGCACGAUCAACUAAGGAGCAGCGUUGGGGAGGGCCUCUCCUCUCUAGAAAUCACUCUUUGGAGGAGGAAUUCGAAAGAGCAAAGGCAGCUGUUGAGUCAGACACAGAAUUUUGGGAUAAGAUGCAAGCAGAAUGGGAAGAAAUGGCUCGCAGGAACUGGAUUUCAGAGAACCAGGAAACACCAGGGCAAGUCACCAUCUCAACCAUUGAGAAGGGCUAUUAUUUUCAUACUGAAAAUCCUUUCAAAGACUGGCCUGGUGCUUUUGAGGAAGGGCUGAAAAAAAUGAAAGAAGGUGACCUGCCAGUUACAAUCUUAUACCUGGAGGCUGCUAUUCUACAAGAACCCAAUGAUGCAGAGGCCUGGCAGUUCCUGGGCAUAACGCAGGCAGAGAAUGAAAAUGAGCAGGCAGCCAUUGUCGCCCUCCAAAGGUGCUUGGAGCUACAGCCAAACAACCUAAAAGCUUUGAUGGCACUCGCUGUAAGUUAUACUAACACUGGCCACCAACAAGAGGCCUAUCAAGCCCUAAGAAACUGGAUAAAGCAAAAUCCAAAAUACAAAUAUAUAGUGAAAAGCAAAAAAGGGUCCCCAGCACUUACCAGGAGAAUGUCUAAGACAUCAGACGAAAGCUCAUUACUUGAAGAAGUAAAGGAUUUGUACCUGGAGGCAGCUCACCAGAAUGGUGAUAUGAUAGACCCUGACUUGCAGACAGGACUUGGAGUUCUUUUCCACCUGAAUGGAGAAUUUAACAGAGCAAUAGAUGCAUUUAGUGCUGCUUUAACUGUUCGGCCAGAGGACUAUACAUUAUGGAACCGACUUGGAGCAACUUUGGCAAAUGGGGAUCGAAGUGAAGAAGCUGUUGAGGCCUAUACACGUGCUUUAGAAAUACAGCCUGGCUUCAUUAGGUCCAGAUACAAUUUAGGGAUAAGCUGCAUCAACUUAGGAGCAUACAGAGAGGCUGUCAGCAAUUUUCUCACUGCUCUCAGUUUGCAAAGAAAGAGCAGGAACCAACAGCAGGUUCCCCAUCCUGCUCUAUCAGGCAAUAUUUGGGCAGCACUCCGAAUUGCUCUGUCUAUGAUGGACCAACCAGAACUAUUUCAAGCUGCCAAUGUGGGUGAUCUAGACAUUCUGUUAAGAGCUUUUAACCUAGAGCCGUAAUAAGAAAUGUCCACAAAGCGAUUAAGCUGUAUUAGGAACUAGAGAACUCUUCUAUGACUUAUCUCAAAAUGACCACGUUUUCCAAAAGAUCACGGCUGUAGAUGAGUAGGGGAAGUCUCCUGGACACGACUCAAAAAGGAAAAGUUCAAAAGCACAAAAUACUGUAAAUAGGUUCAAAAUCAAACGAUUGAAAUGUAUUGCAGCUAAUCUGACAAAGCCCUGAAUUAGAUGAAGCAGUCAUUUCUGAAGAAUCUUCAUCCCAUGCAAGCUGUAUCUCUAUGUAUACUCACAGCUGUACAAAGAAAAAUAUAUUAGGAACAAACCUAGAUAAUCAUUAUUGCACAGUAGAAUGGAGAGCAACGUAUCCAAGGAAUCUGCUUAGUAGCUCAUUGCACUAUGCUGACGCCACUUUUCCCUACAACAGGGAUUCCCUAUCCUUUGGUUUCUUUGUUGAAAAGUCUUCUCAAGGUCCAUCUUUAAGAUAGCUCUGAAAAUAGAUGCAUGUAAAAUGGAUGUAUUUUGUUUUGACUAUAUUUAUUAGUUAGCAGUCAACAAGAGCUUUGCUUCUGAAGAUUCCUUGAUUGAAUUUGGGCCCAAUUCUCCAGGCUCACAGAGCUGCAAACUCCGUGGGCUGUAACAAGAACAUUGUACAUGGAGGUCUCAUGGGAUUAGACUUACCGGAAAGACAAAUGUUUCAAGCAGAAGCAGUAAUUUGCACUAGAACUGUUGUUUAAUCCAGCUAUCCCUGAUCUUGGAAAGAGUAUGUCUUCUACAAAGGCGCUUGGAGCAGGAUCUGCACCAGUCUAUGUACUUAUGCACUUUAAUCUUUCUUUUUGUAAAAUAAUGCUACAUUUUUAUUUUUAUUAGUAACAACAAAAUAUAUACAAGAUAGCCUUGUUGGCAUAGAGGACCAAAUAUCAUUUCCUGAAAUGUGAUUAGAAGGUUUUCAAUAUGUUUAAAAAAAUGCAAAUACAAAUAAUAUCUAUUGGAAAGACUAUUUUAUUAUGCAUCUACCAGGUAUUGCACACAUGCAUGCUGUAUGUGAAUUAUGUCAUUUGAAAAGAUAAUAAGCCUGCAGAUUUCUAUUACAAAUAAAGAAAAACUUCAUAGGAGUUAAUGCUUGCAGACCAUCCUCAAGGGAAAAUUUUCCCUGAAAAGAUUGGUCUAUAUAUGGAUUGUAGGAUUGGGAUUAAGAUUUGAUCCUGCUCUUAUGGCAAGCUGUAGCAAAAUUCUCAGUGACCUCCAUGAUAGCAGACCAAAUCCUUAGAUAACACUGGUAUUUGUAGCUACCAAAAAAAAAAAAAAAAUCUUAGUUUUGCUGGAUUGGAUGAAUGGGAAACAGUAUUUGGGUGGGAGAGUGGGGGUGGAGAAUGCACUGCUGCAUGAUGAAUGAAUUGAUUUAGGCGCAGUGCAAACAUGUUUAGUUCAACGUGAAUGUGUCAAUCAAAGACAGGAAUAGAAAUUUUUCAGGAGUUAAUUUUCAGUUGCUGAUAUUUUAAUAAGUUACUGAUAUUAUUCCUAAACAGUGAAAGAAAAAAAUUUAAUUGAACAGCUAAUGUUUUGGUACACAGUCAGGAAUGUAACGUACAGGGUAUGUACUGGAAUGUGUUAAAGUAGGAAAAACAGCAUAUUUCCUAUAAGCAGCAUAAAGAAAAAAAAAAUCAGCCCAAUCGGCUGUAUCGAAAAAAGAAAAUUCAAACGCACAGAUCACAGAGAAACUCUGGAGGAAUUAGGCAGUUUCACCAGUACAAACCUAAAGUUUCUUGCAGCUGUAUGUUAUUUUGAGCAACCACUUAAACGAAACUUCCAUGUAAGAUAGUCUAAUCACUGCAUCUAAUCACCAAGUGUAAUUUGUUAAGUAAAAAUAAUCAAUUCUAGUUAAAAUAAAAGGCCAUCACUCCCUUCCACAGAAUAGAGGUGCUGAAACAGCUCCAGGAAUUUUUGAAUAGUGCUUUAUUAAUUCGUUGUCAAUAUAUAUUCCUAUUUAUCUAUCGAGCACGUAACAGAUUCCUGCAGUUUUUCUCUAAGGACUGGGUAUCAAGGACUAAGACUAGGAAUGUCAUUUUAGCUGAAGCAGGCUUGCUGUACACAUAUCUGCUGAGAACAGUUUGCUCUUUUGCUUUGACAGCGAUGUGUGAUGACAGUCCUUUAUUGAUAAGGCAGAGCAGAAGGUGCAGUGCAACUGAAUCUGGAAAAGUGGUAAGGGAGAAAGGAGGCAGCUUUGAGAAGAGGCUGUAAAGCAAAGGCAUAUGUGCUUAGAUUUUGCUUGAUGACCUGCCAUCACAAAUGUUCUUCUAGAAUAUCCUCUGUGCUAUGGUGUAAGAUAAUUAGUGCUUAUCCAGAGGAUUUAGAUGUUCAAGAGCUUUAUUUUUGUGCCUCUCAAAUCAACAAACUUCACUGCUUGACUUGUCAGAGUCAGAAUGACCAUGGGCAUGUGUAAUAUUGAUGACAGUUCACUAAACCUAUUUUUUUCUAGAACGUGGAUGAGUAAUGCAGCAAUUUUGUUAGGUAUCACUUGGGCCCUGCAUUAAAAUCUAAUGCAACUCCUAGCCCUCCAAAAAGAACAGACAAAGUAGGUAUCUCUCAAUUUAUCCUGGGAUGCACUGCUCAAAACUGCAUGCAUCUGCUAACACAUGAACACCAACAUUACUGGUACCAGAAGAAUGGCCUGUACAAACCUAGAAAAAAAUCACUGGGGCUAAACUCUGCCUCCCAAGGGUAUACUCAGUCCUCCAAAUUCAUCAUAGGCACAGCAGGUCUGCCACACCGGGGCGAGGGUAGGAAAAGCCUAUCAAAAGAGCCUGUGCAAACUCUGGGAGAUUAUCCCAUCUUUCUGUCCUGUUUUAGAUCACCUAUAGCCAGUUAACCACAUACCACUGACCAAGAUGUUGUGCAAAGGAAAGACUAGAGCAGACGUAGACUUAAAGGGAAGGGGAGCACACCUACUCCUACUCCACUAGACACCAGUUCAGGCCCAGUCUGCGUAGGAGAGUGGCUGGUGCCUAAGCUCUCCACACAAACAGGACAGGCUUGCUUAUGCUUAAUAGCCCUUGGUAAUGCUGGGGACAGCGCCGUGUAUGCUUCAGUAUCCUGGGUUUUAUGUUCUUCCUUCAGCCUCUGCUUGCCAAGCACUGUCAGUACAGAAGGCAGGAUUAGAUCUUGCUUUGGUCUUACCCCCUCAUGGUGUUUCUUACGUAUUCAGAGGCAAGCAUGUGUGUUUGCCUGGAACAGCAAGAGGAAACAUGUGCGGAGGCUGUAUUAUAUUAACACCCUGAAGAGGAAAAGCAUCUACUUGUACUUCUAACCAGGCACGAGGUAGGAUAAAUAAGGCGGCUGCUGAACUGUAGCAGAUUGAGCCUGUGAGUGAGAGACAGGAAAUCUGGGUCCUAUUCUCAGUGCUCCCUUUGGGCUCGACCCAGUCCCAAUCUCCUUCCAUCCCCGACUUGCCCAGGCGCGCAAGGAAGGAAGAAAGGGAAAUAACAGCCAUUGCAUGUGAUGGCCCUGUAUGAGAGCAGAGUAAUUCUGUUAUCUCACAGACCAAUUCAUGUGAGUGAGGUUGCCCCUUCUGUAAAUUCAGAGGAGGUAAAACACAACAACUGUGAGACUGCUCAGGUGUAAGGAAGGAAGCAGUUUUACACAGAGACUAGCAAUUUCAGCAGAAGAGAACCUAAGACAUUUCAAGAUUAGGACUGUACAGCAUGUAUGUGAUACCAAAUGAAAGGGCUGCAAUGGUCUGUCAUCAACUCCCCAUCCUGCUUCCCCUUCUUGUUACCCCCCUCUUUCUCUAGAAGUGGCUUACCACUUCCAGGUAAUUGAUUCCAAGUUGUUGAGUCUUUCUUCUAUUUUAUAUAUUUAAUGCAGUUAAAAACGCUUUCCUAACCCCAGCUUUCCUAACGCUCUCCUUUGCAAAGCUUUAUGAAUGUUUAUGACCUGUAAGUCUGAUCCAUCAAGCUGCUGAACACUCAAAUCCUGCCGACUUCACAGGAGUGCUCAGCACUUUGCAUGAUCAGACCAUGUGCGCACAUUCAGUUACUGGACCAGGGCUGACCUCUGAUAGCAUUGCUCAUGCUGAACAGCCACUGAAAUCAAAGUGAUUAUUUAUGGAAUAAGACUUCUCAGUGAAAGCAACGGGCUCAUUUCUUGCUGAUCUCUUUAAACUGCAAAGACAAAAAUCCUUGUCACAAGAGACUGGUUUAUGUCAGUUUAAAAUACCAGUUUGAUUUUUAGGUAAACACAUACACAUAUCUGUAUCUAAUGGUAUUUUCUUAGUAUCUGCUAAAUCACAGCAUUUGUAAAAAAUAUUGAAGGGGAGGUUCAAAUAACACAAAACCUCACACAUGACAAUAUUGCAUGCAACUAUAUUAACAAAUAACCAUAUUGAAAUAUUAACCCAAAGCAUGGUGUAAUACUACUUGCAUAUACAUUUAUGGAAUGCAUGCAUAAGGCCCACGCAUAGGGUAUUCUUAAACUAUUGACUGGUAUCUUCUAUGGCAUAUUUAAAAAGCACUUUGCAUCUUCUAAACACAAAACUGGAAUUGUUUAUGUUACAUGGAACAGGUUAGAUCAACACAGAGCACUUUUUAAAUCCCAUCCUUGCGUUGUGGAUUUCAUGCUUUUUUCAGGUGUUUAAUUAAUGACAGAACUCCACAGUAGUAUCUUUUGCAGACAUGUUUUUAGUAUCCUUUUAAGAAUUAAAAAGAUUAAUAUAUGCAGCUUUCACAAUGAAGCCGGGUUUUUGGCUUUCCACAUUUUCUUCACAAGUCUAAACUAGGUAUCACCAAGCCAGAGAAAAAGAUACCGAGAACCAUCGAAACAGAUAGCUAUUGUUUUGGUCUACAUGUACCACAACCAAGCUUUUCAGAUCUAUCCACUAGCUCUGAAGGUGGCUAAGUGUCCAGCUAUCCUGUUUGAAAUAUGUAGACCUUACACUUCACAGGAUCUGAAUACCUGCUGCAUCCAUUCAUUUUGCAGAUGCUUAACUCAGCUGAAAGCUCAGAACAUCAUGUUAGGCACUAAGAGCUAGCGCAUCACUUUAGAAAACUUGGGCCUGCCUGUCAGAUGGAAAAGAGGACCGUGACAACACCAACAGAUCAGCCAGGUGAUCCCACGAGCAUUUGUAGGGCAAAGGCCUUCAGGACACAAAAGCCAGCAUUGCAGGGAUAAUAACUUACAACAUUACUGGCGACCACAGAAGCAGAGACUGAGGCCUAAAUCAUUGCCUCUCAGAGCCAGUGAGAGUCGGGCUGGAACACAGAUUGUUUGUCGAUCUGUCUCAUCUCAAUGUGCAUCUGAAAAAUGACACAUUAGUUACUUAGCAUGAAUAACCUGCACAGCUGAUAAAAUGGAGACUUCUGGUCACCCAUGCUAUCAGCUUAGCAGUCUGUACAGUGAAUUUAUAUAACAAAUGUUUAUAAAAUACCAAUACUGAGUAUUCAGAGACAGAAAUGAUAUACAAAAUGCACUGCACGUUGUGAAAAAAAACUGAUGGGUAUGCAAUACAGUAUUAUCUACUACUCAGACCUCAUCUAGACUAGAAAUCAGAUUCUUAUAUUAUAAUUCUAUUACUGGACUGGUAAAAUACAUCAGAAAAAAAAGAAAGAAAAAAAAAAAAAAGAGUGCCAUGCAUGAAGAGACCACUGAUGCUUUGAACAAACCUAGACAAAAUGAAAAAGAAUCCACAGAAAGAUUCAAAGCCUCAACACACAAAGCAAUAGGUGCUAGGCACGGGGGAGAGACAGUCAGAAGGAACCUAGUUUUCCUAAAAUCAGCUGUAAUUUUACAAAUGCUUGCACAUGUGACACCCCAUUGAGCAAGCUUGCAUGGUCAAGACUUAAUGUGCUUUGAUCUUUUUUCCCUUUCCACAUUUACAGAAUGGCCCUGACAUUGGCUAAAUCUUUAAUUUAAAUAGCCUUUUUAAUAUCAGUAAUCUACUGUAAAUUCAGAAAAAUCAAAACAUUUAUAUAUAUUUUAUAUAUCAGAGUAUUACAUAUCUAGAGUAAACUAAAAUAUAUAGUUUUGAAAGGCAGUCUGUGCAGCUUCUUCUAUAUGCUGUAAACUGUUUGAAAACCUUUGCAGUCUUGCAUCAGUUUCUUUGGCUUUAUUUUUAAGCCAACAUAUAGGAGAGAAGAGAUCAUAGGGUUUGCAAAGACUUUUACCUGGGCCAUCCGAAAAGCCCUGUUCCUGCAAAGACUUACGCUGCUCACUUAACUUUGCAUGCUGAAUAGUCUCUGAAGUUAAGUUUACAUGCAAGGCUUAGCAGCAAGCAGGGCAGCGGAUGGAGAGGUGGGAGUUCAGCCCUACACUCGAAUGUUUACAUUCCGUUUUAAAGGUUCACAUUGACCCAGAUUGACAAUCUGCGUCUGUAAGUACAUACGGAGCAAAAGAUUAGUUUCUUACAACAGGUAACUUUGCCUCUGUAUAUUUAGUGCAUUAUCAGCUGUAUAUAAUAUUAAACACAGACCUGCAGUUUACCGAUGCUUUAAUUUGAUGUUUCCUUGCACUGCUCUUUAAAAUAACCUAUUUCCUCAGAAAUGAACUAUGUGCAUAUUGGAUGUGUUAAAUUUAUUAAGCUUAUAGAUUACUAUUUGCAGAGUACCACAGUUAAUGUAGUAUUUUUGUACUGCAAUGGCAGCAUGCCUUCCUUUGGGUUCCCAGUGUGGGUUCUUUUCCACAUAUUAUACUGUAUUUAUUUACCCGUAUUUAUAACUGUGCAAUUUUUAAAUAUGUUUUAAAAAUAAACUUUGUCUGUGGCUUCAAAUAUUUCAAAAUUUCUUUUGGAUUUUAAGAUGGUUUUGACUAUAGUUACUUAAAAUGAAAGGAGGGACCUACAUCUUAAAGUGAAAUAAAAGAUUUUUUUAAUGA
This is a messenger RNA of Dromaius novaehollandiae (emu), 8658 nucleotides long. RefSeq names its product peroxisomal biogenesis factor 5 like (gene PEX5L). The coding region runs from base 31 to 1797 and encodes 588 amino acids. Gene Ontology annotation, biological process: protein import into peroxisome matrix, docking. NCBI's taxonomy places the organism in Eukaryota, Metazoa, Chordata, Aves, Casuariiformes, Dromaiidae. The record is from RefSeq and is a predicted model, not a curated record. The transcript is spliced from 13 exons. Gene Ontology annotation, cellular component: peroxisomal membrane; cytosol. Gene Ontology annotation, molecular function: protein binding.